AUGGUGACAAAUUUAGGGUAUAUUCCUGGUGGUCGCUAUCCUCUUUUGGCUUCAGCACACAUGACUAUCCUCACCGCCAAAGUCGCCGGCGUUCAACAUGUAAUAGGAGCCACACCACCAAUCGCUGGCCAAAUACCAAAUGCCACCGUCGCAACGAUGCAUCUUGCCGGUGUUGAUGAAAUAUACAUUCUUGGUGGUGUUCAAGCCGUUGCAGCCCUUGCCAUUGGAACCGAGACGAUCCGCAAGGUUGACUUUCUCGCUGGCCCUGGGAAUGCUUUUGUGGCAGAAGGUAAGAGGCAGUUGUUCGGAGAUAUCGGCAUCGACCUCUUUGCUGGGCCAACCGAAAUUCUUAUCAUCACCGAUGAAACGGCUGAUCCUUUCACCGUUGCAACUGACAUCCUGUCUCAAGCCGAACAUGGUCCGGACUCACCUGCAGUCAUCAUAACGACUUCCGAGGAAGUAGGGAUGAAGUCAAUGGAGAUUAUUGAUGAACUACUUAAGGAGUUGCCGACUGCGCAACUAGCGGGGGCAUCAUGGAAAGCGUUUGGAGAAGUGGUUGUAGUGAACUCGCUAGAUGAGGCAUGGAAACUGGGUGACGAAUAUGCGAGUGAGCAUGUUCAAAUCUUCACCAAAGAUCCAAGAGAGGCGUUGGAGAAAAUGACGGCGUAUGGAGCCUUGUUCUUAGGCGAGAAGACGUGUGUGUCCUACGGUGACAAGGUAUGUCCACUGCCACGUGGAUGA
Molecule: messenger RNA, 741 nt
Organism: Didymosphaeria variabile
Lineage: Eukaryota; Fungi; Ascomycota; Dothideomycetes; Pleosporales; Didymosphaeriaceae
Exons: 3
Coding region: 1-741 (246 amino acids)
Biological process (GO): L-histidine biosynthetic process
Cellular component (GO): cytoplasm
Molecular function (GO): metal ion binding; histidinol dehydrogenase activity; NAD binding
Source: RefSeq, a predicted model, not a curated record